AUAUGGCUUCUACCAAACCCAAAAAGGCCUUUGCUAGUAUACGUCACGCAGCCCUUGACCAGAUUAGACAGAGGACAAAGUCGAAGCACAAUCAGUCUCUGGACGAUGCAACUUUGGAGACCGAGUUCCUUAACUUCAUGGCCAGGAUCAGGAAGAUGGAUAUGGGGCACAGUCUUGCUUACCAAGUCAACAACUUUAAGCAGAUAAAUCUAGAAAGAAGAUGGGAUUUUAUACCUCCAAUGAGAGUUGGCGUUGAAUGCACUUUCCGUGUAAGUCGUGAUGAUUCCUAUCCUGAGUUUACUUCCAGCUUCAAAACUCAGGGAUCCAAGGUCCAGAAGAAUGUAGAGGUAAAAAUUAAAAUUUAGUUCUAUAUGUGGCUUAAAAAACUAACUGAU
Molecule: messenger RNA, 395 nt
Organism: Eurytemora carolleeae
Lineage: Eukaryota; Metazoa; Arthropoda; Copepoda; Calanoida; Temoridae
Source: RefSeq, a predicted model, not a curated record